AAAAAAAAAAAAAAAAAAAUAGAAGAAUAUAAUCGUCAACAACUAGGUGGAAGGCAUUGAUGUGAUUGAAAAUAAAAAGAUCAUUAUGUUUUUUUCUUUUUGAUGUCAGAUGAACUAACGACUUCUUUUAUUGUUAUUAUUAUUAUUUUGGUGUGUUAGAUGUCGGAUUCCAAGGCGGUUAUUAAGAGUGUGGAUAUGAGUGAAGAAAUGCAACAAGAAGCUAUUGAAGUUAGUACCCAAGCUUUGGAAAAGUUCAAUAUUGAAAAAGACAUUGCUGCACAUAUCAAACGUGAAUUUGACAAGAAAUAUGGUCCUACCUGGCAUUGUGUUGUUGGUCGUAACUUUGGUAGUUUUGUGACUCAUGCAUCUAUACAGGCCAUUCUUCAAGUGAUGACUAUAGUGACCAUUGGAUUCAUAUUUGCCAAAACUGGUUAUUUCAAUAUGGAUAAACAAAAGUGGUUAUCGAAACUUAAUUUGAUGUAUUUUACACCAUGUUUACUCUUUUCCAAUGUGGCUUCGAUUAUCUCUUUUGAAAAAUUGAUUGCAUUUUGGCCCAUACCAGUAUUUUAUUAUACUUAUUCAUUAUUAUUUUAUCUGGUUACUCAACUAUCUACUCGGAUGCUUGGUUUGAAUCCUGGUUAUCGUCGUUUUGUCUUGGCAUGUGUUAUGUUCCAGAACACAAACUCUUUACCAUUGGCUACCAUCUCUAGUUUGGCUGUAUCUGAAGCUGCCAAAAUCCUCUUUUGGAAUUCCGAUGAUACACCAGAAUCAGUGGCUGCAAGAGGAAUUUCUUAUACUUUAUUCUUUGCUAUCUUUGGUAAUCUUCUUCGUUGGUCUUAUGGAUAUCAAUUAUUACAAAAGCGUGAAGGAGAUGAUGAUGGUGAUAAGGAAAAUGAUGAAGAACAUCAACAACAUCCAUAUGAUUCUUAUUUAACCAUUCCAUCAAGUCAUGGUUAUACCAAUCCAUCAUCCUCAUCAUCAUCUAUAUCAUCAAUCACAAACAACACUCGAUUACAAGCUCCAACCAUGCCUGAUCGUAGUCAUAGCUCCUUGACAUUGGCUGUCUCACCAAAGGAUGAAGAUCAAGAUCCAUUCAAGAAACAUGUGGAUGAAACAACUUCGCUCUUACACACCAACAAGAACAACAAUAAGAAAAAGUACAAUUUCUUAGCAUCAUUGAAACGAUUAGGAUUAUGGUUCCACGGAUGUAUGACUCCACCACUAUAUGCGGCCAUGUUGGCGUUGAUCGUUGGAUUAUCACCAUUGAAACAAAUUUUGUACGACAAGCAAUCUUUUCUUUAUCCUUCUUUCACCAAAGCAAUUGAAAUGUGUGGUAAGGCAGCAGUACCCAUCAUCUUAUCUUGUCUAGGUGCACAACUGGCCAGUAUCUCUGAAACUCAACAUAGUGCACCUACUAUUCGAAAACCUGUAACAGCCGCCGUGAUGAUUCGAAUGGUCUUGACCCCCUUUUUAGUAACACCUUUGGUAGUCUUGUUUGUUAUCUAUGGUGCCCCUUACUCCAUCCUCGCCACUGAUCCUGUCUUUAUUGUGAUGAUGAUUGUUCUUGGAUGCACCCCUACUGCCAUCAAUCUGGUUCAAAUCUCUCAAGUCAAUGGUAUCUUUGAAGAAGAAAUGUUACGCAUGUUAUUCUGGAGUUAUGGUAUUGUAUGUGUUCCUGUAGUGACCUUGACCGUCUUUUUGGCUUUGAAUGUAGUGGAUCGACUUCUUUAAGUAGAUAGAUUUUUUUUUGUUUUUAUAUUUGCAUACCUAUCUCAUUUGUCAUCAUGUUUAUUCAUUGAUAUAUAUUAUUUUUUUUGUAUAUCCACUUUAUUAUCCAUCAUAUUGAUUAACGAAAAAAUAAAAGUAUUCCUUUUUUUUUAUUCAUGAUCUUUUUACAAAUAAAGGAUUCUAAAUCAUUUCCCCCUCACAAAAUAAA
This is a messenger RNA of Halteromyces radiatus, 1936 nucleotides long. RefSeq names its product dynein light chain 1, cytoplasmic. Gene Ontology annotation, biological process: transmembrane transport; microtubule-based process. Gene Ontology annotation, cellular component: endoplasmic reticulum; membrane; dynein complex. The record is from RefSeq and is a predicted model, not a curated record. The coding region runs from base 160 to 1731 and encodes 523 amino acids. The transcript has 6 exons. NCBI's taxonomy places the organism in Eukaryota, Fungi, Mucoromycota, Mucoromycetes, Mucorales, Cunninghamellaceae.